CCGCACUCUUCGCUUUCUAUUUUUGGUCAUCUCCUCCUGCUCCACAAUGCCCCCCGGACUUUACCCCAGUUGGUAUUCAACUGGCCCAUUUCCAUUUCAAUCUCUGAUCAGUGGUUAAAUACUUCAAUCUCCAAGAAAACUUCCUCUCCUCUGUUAGUUUGGAAAAAGUAGUUGACCCUACCCGCCGAGGAGAGGAAGAGCCCUUAUGUGUAAAUACCAAUUAGUUUUGUAGAUAGCGGUAAAGUUUCAAUCUUGGAAUGUUGCCCUCAUGGGUUCGAGCUCUUUCAUCCAGAAAGAGUCGGUGUGGCAUUGGAAUCAUCUCAGCAAGUAACACUUUACAGAACAAUAUUGGCAACCAACUGACUGAGUUCUUCGAAAACAAAGAAAGAAACCACUUUCAAGCCAAUUCAAGCUCCUCCAGUCAAGUCUCACAACAACAGGGAUCAUUAUUGCUGCCUUGUCGUGCAAAAAGCGGUGGAGGAAUAGGAUGGCGGGCGACAAAAUACUGCAAUUUUGUAUCAUUGUCUCAACCCUCGGUACAUCUAGAUGUGCGAAAAUUCUGUACUGCUCUGGUACAAAAAAUGCCAGAGGAAGAUAUUUCUGGAUUGGCUGAUGAUACUAACAGUGAUGUGGAGAAGUUUGAUGUGGAUGCUGAUGUUAUUAGUGGUCCCAAAGAGCCAAAGUUUGAGCCUAAGGCAGGGGUGCCCAUUGAUUUUACUAAGAUUGAGAUUAAUAAACUUCCUACUGUUAUCAUCAUGGGACGUCCUAAUGUUGGGAAGUCUGCACUGUUUAAUCGUUUGAUACGAAGGAGGGAAGCUCUUGUAUAUAAUACUCCAACUGACCAUGUUACGCGGGACAUUCGAGAAGGGGUUGCAAAAUUAGGUGAUUUGCGGUUUAGAGUUUUGGAUUCAGCUGGUCUAGAGGCUGAGGCUUCCUCGGGUUCUGUCCUUUCCAGAACUGCAGGAAUGACUAGAAAUGUGCUGGGACGGUCUCAACUUGUGCUCUUCUUAAUAGAUGGGAGAGAAGGAUUACAGGACAUGGAUUUGGAUGUCGGAAGGUGGUUGAGGAAGAAUGCACCUGGAAUCAAGACUCUUGUGGUAAUAAACAAAGCUGAAAAGCUUGAUGCAUUCUCUGGUUCUCUUGCUGCUUCUGUUGGUGAAGCUUAUUCAUUAGGAUUUGGGGAUCCUGUUGCAUUGUCUGCCGAAACUGGAUUUGGUAUGUCAGAGCUUCAUGAAGCUCUUAAGCCAUUGCUUGAGGACUAUAUGUUACAAGUCUUAACUGAUGAUAAUAUUGAGGAGAACAGCUCCAAAGAAGAUGAACAGUUGAACGAUGAGGAUGCUAAGUCGCCACUGCAAUUGGCAAUUGUAGGGCGACCGAAUGUUGGAAAGUCAACAUUGCUCAAUGCAAUAUUGCAAGAAGAUCGUGUUUUGGUGGGGCCAGAGGCUGGUUUAACUAGGGACUCUAUUCGCGUCAAAUUUGAGUAUGAAGGAAGAACGGUCUACCUAGUUGACACAGCAGGUUGGCUGGAAAGGACAAACCAGGAGAAAGGACCAGCAAAGUUGAGCAUUGUGCAAUCCAGGAAAAACCUCAUGAGAGCCCAUGUUGUAGCUUUGGUUCUUGAUGCAGAAGAGAUUGGAAAAGCUAGACGGAGCUUGAAGCAUGCUGAAGUAGUUAUAGCAAGGCAAGCAGUGGAAGAAGGGAGAGGUUUGGUUGUUAUAGUAAACAAGAUGGAUCUUUUAAGAGGUAGAGAAAAUAAGAAGACAUAUGAGAGUGUAAUCAAUGCUGUGCCUGAAGAAAUUCAGACAGUCAUACCCCAGGUGACAGGGAUCCCUGUAGUAUUCGUUUCAGCACUGGAGGGUAAGGGCAGAAUUGCUGCGAUGCGCCAGAUAGUUGAUACAUAUGAAAAGUGGCGUUCAAGGUUAUCAACAGCUCGUCUUAACCGUUGGUUGCGUAAGGUUGUGAGCCGACAUUCAUGGAAGGAUCAGGCUGCUCAACCCAAGAUAAAGUAUUUCACUCAGGUAAAGGGUAGACCUCCAACCUUCGUUGCAUUUGUGAGCGGCAAGAAUCGGCUCUCAGAUACGGACAUAAGGUUCCUGACAAAGUCAUUGAAAGAAGAUUUUGAUCUGGGUGGGAUUCCUGUACGAAUACUGCAGCGGUGUCGUUUAAGAAAUGCAGGAAGUAAGAAAGUCACUAGCAAGAACCAACAAACAUCUGGAAGAACAAGGAUGGCCUCGGACAAAAGGAAUCUCCUUGAGAAAGAAGAGGACAUCAUCUCAGCGGAGCACGUUGCUAACGAUGCAUGACUGACCUUUCACGAGUUUGUAUGCACAAAAAUUGAGGGGAAGGUGUUGGGAUGGAAGGAAUCCCUGCUGCAAUAAUUUCUUCAUGGCUUAUUUUUUUUUUUGAGUUGGCUGGAGUGUCUGUCAAAUUUAGAAAUUGGCGCUGGCUGCUUUCUCCCUUGUCCUGUGCUGUUUCUUUGGAUAAAUGUAGCAGUACGUAUAUAAAUUCUGAAUGUACAAAAACCCCUUGAAUGUAGUGAAGAAAGAGAUAGAUUGAUCCAUUUAAAAUCCAAUAUGGGAAAUUUUUUUUC
Molecule: messenger RNA, 2590 nt
Organism: Coffea eugenioides
Lineage: Eukaryota; Viridiplantae; Streptophyta; Magnoliopsida; Gentianales; Rubiaceae
Product: GTPase Der
Exons: 10
Coding region: 258-2303 (681 amino acids)
Molecular function (GO): GTP binding
Source: RefSeq, a predicted model, not a curated record